AUGGGUAACCUGUUAUGCUGUGUACAAGUGGACCAAUCUACGGUUGCCAUCAAGGAGAAAUUUGGAAGGUUUAAUGACGUACUUGAGCCUGGAUGCCACUGCCUCCCAUGGUUCCUUGGAAGUCAGAUUGCUGGGCAUCUCACACUUCGGUUGCAGCAGUUAGAUGUUCGUUGCGAGACCAAGACAAAGGAUAAUGUGUUUGUCAAUGUUGUUGCAUCGGUGCAAUACCGUGCCCUUGCUGAUAAAGCGAGUGAUGCUUUCUACAAACUUAGCAACACUCGAACUCAAAUCCAAGCCUAUGUUUUUGAUGUGAUCAGGGCAAGUGUUCCAAAACUAAACUUGGAUGAUGCUUUCGAGCAAAAGAAUGAAAUAGCAAGAGCUGUUGAAGAGGAGCUUGAAAAGGCCAUGUCUGCUUAUGGUUUUGAAAUCGUCCAGACACUUAUUAUUGAUAUAGAACCUGAUGAAAAUGUGAAAAGGGCCAUGAAUGAAAUUAAUGCUGCUGCUAGGCUGAGGUUAGCUGCUAAAGAGAAAGCAGAAGCUGAGAAAAUUGUCCAGAUUAAGCGAGCUGAGGGUGAGGCUGAGGCCAAGUACCUAGCAGGGUUAGGUAUUGCCCGGCAGCGCCAGGCAAUUGUUGAUGGUCUGAGAGACAGUGUGCUUGGCUUCUCUGGUAAUGUGCCAGGAACUACAGCGAAGGAUGUUUUGGACAUGGUACUUAUCACGCAAUACUUUGACACCAUGAAGGAGAUCGGUGCUGAUAGUAAAACCUCAGCUGUUUUUGUACCCCACGGGCCUGGUGCUGUUAAGGACAUUGCUACUCAGAUCCGAGAUGGGUUGCUUCAGGCGCAGACAUCCUCUCAUCAUUAA
Dovyalis caffra is the source of this 864-nucleotide messenger RNA. Lineage: Eukaryota; Viridiplantae; Streptophyta; Magnoliopsida; Malpighiales; Salicaceae. The record is from the annotation of a GenBank genome assembly.